This is a messenger RNA of Cricetulus griseus (Chinese hamster), 2319 nucleotides long. Lineage: Eukaryota; Metazoa; Chordata; Mammalia; Rodentia; Cricetidae. The record is from RefSeq and is a predicted model, not a curated record.
AUGUAGAUGAAAAGAAGAAUGUGGAGCUGAAGAUGGAUCAGGCUUUGCUUCUCAUCCACAAUGAACUGUUGGGAACAAGCCUUACUGUAUACUGGAAAUCUGAAUACUGCUACCAAUGCAUCUUCCAGCCUCUGGCAAAUGUCUCUCACAGCGGCAAAUCUGCAAAGCCAAACGUUGCAGCCGUCUCUGUCAACACCCAUCACGGGAUCAUCCUACAAGUUAAUUAUACCUGGGGAGAGACAGCAGCUUGUAGGCUGGAAUACAAAUUUGGAGAAUUUGGAAACUAUUCCCUUUUGGUACAGCAUGCCUCCACUGGAACCAGUGAAAUUGCCUGUGACCUAGUUGUCAAUGAGAAUCCAGUUGACAGCAACCUUCCUGUAAGUAUUGCAUUCCUUGUUGGUCUAGCAAUCAUCAUCGCAAUAUCUUUCCUGAGGCUCUUACUGAGUUUGGAUGACUUCAGUAAUUGGAUUUCUAAGACAAUAACCUCUCGAGAAACUGACCGCCUCAUCAAUUCUGAGCUAGGAUCCCCAAGCAGAGCAGACCCCCUCAGUGGUGACUGUCAACCAGAAACACGACACACAUCUGCCUUGCCAUACCGUCUCCGAUGCGUGGACACAUUCAGGGGGAUAGCUCUCAUCCUCAUGGUUUUCGUUAACUAUGGAGGAGGAAAAUACUGGUACUUCAAACAUUCAAGUUGGAAUGGACUGACUGUGGCUGACCUCGUCUUCCCAUGGUUUGUAUUUAUUAUGGGAUCUUCAGUUUUCUUAUCAAUGACUUCUGCCCUACAUCGAGGAUGUUCAAAGUUCAGACUGCUGGGGAAAAUUACAUGGAGAAGUUUCCUGUUAAUCUGCAUAGGAAUUAUCGUUGUCAACCCCAAUUACUGCCUUGGUCCAUUGUCUUGGGAUAAGGUGCGGAUCCCUGGUGUCCUGCAGCGGUUGGGAGUGACAUACUUUGUGGUCGCUGUGUUGGAACUCAUCUUCUCGAAGCCUGUCCCUGACAGAUGUGCCUUGGAAAGAAGCUACCUUUCUCUUCGAGACAUCACUUGCAGCUGGCCCCAAUGGCUCGUCGUUCUGAUACUGGAAAGCAUUUGGCUGGCUUUGACAUUCUUUUUACCUGUCCCUGGGUGCCCUACUGGCUACCUUGGCCCUGGUGGUAUUGGCGACAUGGGGAAGUACCCUCAUUGUACUGGAGGAGCCUCUGGCUACAUUGACCACCUACUUCUGGGAGACAAUCAUCUGUACCAGCACCCAUCCUCCACCGUCCUUUAUCACACCCAGGUGGCCUACGACCCAGAAGGGAUCUUAGGGACUAUCAACUCCAUUGUGAUGGCAUUUUUAGGAGUUCAGGCAGGAAAAAUACUACUGUAUUAUAAGGAUCAGACAAAAGCCAUCCUGAUGAGAUUCACUGCCUGGUGCUGCAUCCUUGGGCUUAUUUCUAUUGCUUUGACAAAGAUGUCUGCAGAUGAAGGCUUUAUUCCAAUAAACAAAAACCUCUGGUCCAUUUCGUAUGUCAGCACACUGAGCUGCUUUGCCUUCUUCAUCCUGCUCAUCCUGUACCCGGUUGUGGACGUAAAAGGGCUGUGGACAGGAACCCCCUUCUUUUACCCAGGGAUGAAUUCCAUUCUGGUGUAUGUUGGUCACGAGGUGUUUGAGGACUACUUCCCCUUCCGGUGGAAGCUGGAGGAUGACCAGUCACACAAAGAGCACCUAAUUCAGAACAUAGUUGCCACUGGUCUCUGGGUACUCAUCGCCUACAUUCUUUAUAAGAAGAAGAUUUUUUGGAAAAUCUGACCACAUUCACUGACAUGUAUUGCUGGAGGAGUCCAGCAGCCCUGGGAGCAGGAUGUAAACAGCCUUUUAAAGGGAAUCCUCCUUCACAGAAGGGACAUACUGUGUCCACGCUGAUUUGCUUAGAGGUCGGAAAGCUGCCUGUAUGUUUUUUUUUUUACUUAUAUAUUUGCAGAUUUAAAAUGUUGAUGCUCUCCCUUUUCUUCAUUUUCUAUGAAAUUUCUGUGUUGGGACAUAUAUGGAAAUCUUGAACUUCCCGGAGGGGAUUUACUAUGGACAUUUUGCCUCUACAGUGGAGGCCAAGAUUGGUGGGCUAGUUUGACUUAGAGAUAGAAUGCUUUCCUAGCUUGAACUAUUCAAUCCCUGGCAUGACAAUCAAGCCAACAACAACCAUAACACAAGAAAACCCCAAAUAAUUGAAGGAUGGAUUCUAAUCUCCUGAAAACUGCCUUCCUGUGUCUGUGCAUGUCAACAAAAAUACCGUGGUUUCUGUUGUGAGACCUACAUAAAGCUUUUUGAAUGGACUGUGUCA